AUGGCCGUCGUGGACAAGGGCCUGAAGGACGAGAUCUCGCGCCUCAUACGCUUGCUCAAAGAGAGGGACAACGAUAUACAGGAGCAGGAGACUACGAUGGAAGAACUGCGGGCAGCCAUCAAGAUCAGCGACAGUCAGACUGUCGUUGCGGUCGAGGAGGUGCGCCUCCCCAUCGACGAGGUGGCCACCGAGGUCAAGGAACACCCCAAAAUCGACGAGUGGUAUGUGGAGGAGAGCACGCCGGCCGACGAGCUGGCGAGGCUGGGGCAGGAGCUACAAGACGCGCAGGAUGAGGUGCGCCAACUGAACAAGACGGUCGAGCAGCUGCGGAAGCAGCGGGACCGGGUGGUCGAGCUCGAGCGGCUCCAGAGGCGUGCCAACCUCAAGCUGAUCGGGAGAAGCCUCGUCGUGAUAGAGGCACUGGUCCGCGACGGAACCCUGCUUGUGCAGCACGUGCUCGAGACCGUGGCCGGCAGGUUGGAUGCCAUCGACAGCGCGCCGUCGGCGAACCGCCCCUUCGACGAGAUCGACGGCUACCUCGAGAACGUCACCGGCCACCUGAAGGGCUGCAUACAGCAGGCCAUGCUCGACGCCGCUGCCCUCAACGGCGUGGUGCGCAACAUGCGGCUCCUGCUGCCGGGCCUGGCCGACAAGAAUGACCUGAACAACGUGUCGAGACUCUACGGCGAGGUCCAGAUGUUCAAGACGGCCGUGGAGGGGCUGCUGGCCCCCAUCAAGGAGGAGCUGGUCGGCGCGGGCGGCGGCGGGGCCCCGGAUCAGCUCGUCUUUCCCUCCUCCCUCAAAUCAGAGAGAAAGAAGAUGACGUCGGCUAUGAAUAUGGUGAGCCAGCUGAUCGUGGCCAUGGCCGGCUUCUGCCGCAGAAUCGGAGCGCGACGGCAAGCGACGCAAGAAGAGGGCGGCGGCGGACGCGACGACGACGACUGGGCAGGUCAUGUCCAGUCCGAGGUGUGGAUCGAGGAGCUCGUGGCGUCCCUCGACAAGCAGGAAGCGUCGCUGACGGAGCAGAUAGGCAAGAUGUAUGCCCAGCUGGAGACAGUCCGCCAGCAACGAAACAGCCUCCAUCUCGUGCAGGCGGCCGCGCAGGAGUUCGGCGUCAUCGGUGCCGUCCGCUCAUAG
Molecule: messenger RNA, 1137 nt
Organism: Fonsecaea nubica
Lineage: Eukaryota; Fungi; Ascomycota; Eurotiomycetes; Chaetothyriales; Herpotrichiellaceae
Exons: 5
Coding region: 1-1137 (378 amino acids)
Source: RefSeq, a predicted model, not a curated record